Messenger RNA from Arachis ipaensis, 3114 nucleotides. RefSeq names its product copper-transporting ATPase PAA2, chloroplastic. Gene Ontology annotation, molecular function: P-type divalent copper transporter activity; copper ion binding; ATP hydrolysis activity. The record is from RefSeq and is a predicted model, not a curated record. Gene Ontology annotation, biological process: copper ion homeostasis; monoatomic cation transport. Gene Ontology annotation, cellular component: membrane. NCBI's taxonomy places the organism in Eukaryota, Viridiplantae, Streptophyta, Magnoliopsida, Fabales, Fabaceae.
AGAGUAGGUGCGACACAAGUUGAACACGAUAAAUUCGUGGUUCACGUUCUCAACUCCUUUUCUCUUUCUCUCUCUCUCUCUCUCCGUUCAUGACCAUGACGACUCAACUCCUCAAGCUCAAUCUCUACCCGAAAUCCAACAUCUCCUUCAACCACGCACCAAAUCGUCAUGUUCAGUUCCUUCCCCUUCUUCCCACUAAUCACCGUCGCAACGACAUUCACCGCAACUGCCACCGCCCGGGAUUCCUCCGGUCACAUUUCCUCGUAUCUAACUCGUCACGCACCGAGAUUGCCUCGCCGGAGCCAGCUCAGCUAAAGACUACAGACUCCCCGCUCCUGCUCGACGUCUCCGGUAUGAUGUGCGGCGCCUGCGUCUCACGAGUCAAGAACAUCCUCUCCGCCGAUGACCGAGUUGACUCGGUCGUGGUCAACAUGUUAACCGAGACCGCCGCCGUCAAGCUCAGGCGGCUCGACGAGGAGAAAGAUGUGGAGGAGCCGGCGACGGUUGCGGAGAGCCUGGCCCGGAGGCUGACCGAGUGCGGUUUUCCGACGAAACGAAGGGCGUCGAGUUUGGGAGUUGCAGAGAACGUCAGGAAGUGGAAGGAGCUUGUGAAGAAGAAGGAGGAACUCGUCGCCAAAAGCCGCAGCCGUGUCGCUUUUGCUUGGGCUUUGGUGGCGCUGUGCUGUGGAUCUCACGCUUCGCACGUUCUUCAUUCUUUGGGGAUUCACAUUGGUCAUGGAUCGGUUUUGGAAAUUCUUCACAAUUCAUAUGUGAAAGGUGGUAUAGCUCUGGGGUCUCUCUUGGGACCAGGACGAGAGUUACUCUUUGAUGGCCUAAACGCAUUUAGGAAGGGAUCACCAAACAUGAACUCUCUUGUGGGAUUUGGUUCUAUAGCUGCUUUUAUCAUCAGUUCGAUAUCACUACUGAACCCCGGGUUGGCCUGGGAUGCAACAUUCUUUGAUGAGCCGGUCAUGCUUCUUGGUUUUGUGCUUCUUGGACGUUCUUUGGAGGAAAAGGCAAGGAUUCAGGCAUCUAGUGAUAUGAAUGAACUCCUUUCAUUGAUAUCUACUCAGUCAAGACUUGUGGUUACUUCAUCGGAAGGUUCACCAUCUACAGAGAGUGUGCUCGGUUCUAACACAAUUUGCGUUGAAGUCCCAACUGAUGAUAUCCGAGUAGGUGACUCAGUGUUGGUGUUGCCUGGAGAGACUAUUCCUAUAGAUGGAAAGGUCAUUUCAGGAAGAAGUGUUGUGGAUGAAUCCAUGCUUACUGGAGAAUCACUUCCUGUAUUUAAGGAGGAAGGCCUCACAGUUUCUGCAGGAACUAUAAAUUGGGAUGGACCUUUAAGGAUUGAAGCUUCUUCAUCUGGCUCCAACACAAUGAUAUCCAAGAUUGUACGCAUGGUUGAGGAUGCCCAGUCACGUGAAGCACCUGUACAGAGGCUUGCUGAUUCCAUAGCAGGGCCAUUUGUAUACAGCGUAAUGACUAUGUCAGCAGCAACAUUUGCAUUUUGGUACUAUAUUGGAUCAAACAUAUUUCCUGAUGUUUUGCUCAAUGAUAUUGCGGGCCCAGAAGGGGAUCCUUUGCUUUUGAGUUUAAAGCUUGCUGUAGAUGUUUUGGUUGUCUCUUGCCCUUGUGCACUGGGUCUUGCCACACCUACAGCGAUCUUGGUUGGCACCUCCCUUGGGGCAAGAAAAGGACUUCUUAUUAGAGGGGGAGAUGUGCUAGAACGCUUGGCCAGUAUAAAUUAUAUUGCCCUUGACAAGACCGGAACCCUCACCAAAGGAAAACCAGUUGUCUCCUCGGUGAGCUCUAUUAAUUAUGGAGAAUCAGAAAUACUUCAGAUUGCUGCUGCGGUGGAGAAAACAGCAUCUCAUCCAAUUGCAAAGGCUAUUAUCAAUAAAGCUGAGUCAUUAGAGCUGGUCCUUCCAGUUACACAAGGGCAAUUGGUAGAACCAGGCUUUGGAACAUUGGCAGAAAUAGAUGGGCGUUUAGUUGCAGUUGGAUCUUUAGAAUGGGUCCAUGAUCGCUUCCAGAUUAAAAUGAACCCCUCUGAUUUAUUGAAUCUCGAACAUACUUUGAUGAAUCAUUCAUCAGAGACAUCUUCAAACUAUUCAAAAACUGUUGUCUAUGUUGGACGUGAGGAAGAAGGCAUCAUUGGUUCUAUUACCAUAUCUGACGUUGUACGUGAAGAUGCUCAAUCUACCGUAGCAAGACUCAAGCAGAAGGGGAUUGAAAUGGUCCUGUUAUCAGGAGACAGGGAAGAGGCAGUUGCAACUGUAGCACAGACAGUUGGGAUUGGAAGCGAUUUUAUGAAAGCAUCAUUGUCCCCACAGCAGAAAUCUAAGUUUAUUUCAUCUUUGAAAGCUUCUGGACAUCAUGUUGCAAUGGUUGGUGAUGGGAUAAAUGAUGCACCCUCUUUGGCUGUAGCUGAUGUUGGGAUUGCUCUACAAAAUGAAGCUCAAGAGAACGCUGCCUCUGAUGCUGCAUCCAUUAUACUUCUUGGAAACAAAAUUUCUCAUGUUGUUGAUGCACUAGACCUCGCACAGGCAACCAUGGGAAAAGUGUACCAAAAUUUAUCUUGGGCGGUAGCCUACAACGUUGUUGCCAUUCCCAUUGCUGCUGGAGUGUUACUUCCCCAAUUUGAAUUUGCCAUGACACCUUCACUAUCAGGAGGGUUGAUGGCUUUGAGCUCCAUCUUCGUGGUUGGCAACUCGUUGCUUCUACAACUUCAUGGGUCUCAGACCUCCAAAAAGGUCGCUAAUAAAUCUAUUUCCAUCCAUUCAAACAUGGAUAUGUACAGUCUAAAAGAUGCAUAAGAGGCGGUGUGAUCUUUAUAAUGACAGUAAGUACAAAUUUGGCAUCCAUGAAAUAAUUAUAUCUCAGAAAUCCGAAUUGUAUUUGUGACCAACAAGCUCCUUUUUGUAAGUUAUGGCUAUCUAUCCAAUGUUAAAAGCUCAUGAAGCAUGGACUAGUAUCAUGACACACUAGCUGCACUUGGUGCAUUCAAAUAGGUCUUUGCUUAUAUAUUUAAUGUAUAAAAUUACCAAUUUGUAGUCAAUAUUUAUUUAUGUCUGUAUAAGAGUAGUAGCAAUAAGAGAUUAUCAAAGUUUGUAA